Messenger RNA from Engraulis encrasicolus (European anchovy), 1993 nucleotides. RefSeq names its product signal recognition particle 14 (gene srp14). NCBI's taxonomy places the organism in Eukaryota, Metazoa, Chordata, Actinopteri, Clupeiformes, Engraulidae. The transcript is spliced from 5 exons. The record is from RefSeq and is a predicted model, not a curated record. Gene Ontology annotation, biological process: SRP-dependent cotranslational protein targeting to membrane. Gene Ontology annotation, cellular component: signal recognition particle, endoplasmic reticulum targeting. The coding region runs from base 140 to 472 and encodes 110 amino acids. Gene Ontology annotation, molecular function: 7S RNA binding; endoplasmic reticulum signal sequence receptor activity.
AAGAGGAAGAGGCGGAGUUACGGAAGUAGAAGCUACGUGUGCUUAACCCAGAGCUGUUGUAGAUAAAAACCAAACGCUUAUUUGUACAAGGAGUGUUGCUAACAAACUUCGAUUUGAGGCAAAGCAAACCAGAAGGAAUAUGGUGCUGUUGGAAAACGAUGCGUUUCUUACAGAGCUGACACGACUAUUUCAGAAAUGCAGAACGACCGGCAGUGUCGUCAUCACUUUAAAGAAAUAUGAUGGUAGAACGAAACCUGUCCCGAGAAAAGGCCAUACGGACACAUUUGACCCAGCAGACAACAAAUGCCUACUGAGGGCCUCCGAUGGCAAGAGGAAAAUAAGCACAGUGGUCAGCACCAAAGAGGUUAUCAAGUUUCAGAUGGCGUACUCCAACUUGCUACGAGCGCACAUUGAUGGGCUGAAGAAAAAAGAUAAGAAGAGUAAAGGAAAGAAGACCAAAGCCACGCAGUGAAUCCCCACCGCCUGUAGUGUUACAUGUAGGGAGUAAUUCAGUUUCAAACUGAAUAGCGGCAGUAUUCGGGUUAAAACGAGCUCCGGCAUAUUCAGGUUACAUGUGUGCUCGUGACUCGUGCGUAAUAGAACAUUGCCAAUAUUCCGUCUAAAAUCAGACUAUUUCCUGCAUGUGACUGCAGUUGCUGGCUUUGGUAUACAUACUGGUGAACCUGCCAGUGCCAUUUUUUUUUCUCGUUUUCAUCGCCCUUUUUUCAUUAGUUUUCUUGUCCGUCAUCUCCCAGGGAUCUUGCCAUGUACCACUUUUUCCUUGCCAUGUGAUUACAAAAGAACAAAUCACUUUCCCAAAAACAUUUUCGUAUGCGGUGCUCCCUUUGCAAUAUAUCACAUUACUAAAGGUUUAUAUAUACAAUAACUUUAUAGGCCUACGUACUUUUCUCUCUCCGCACAUGCAAAUAAAUUGCUUGCACAGAGUGCAUGUGCGUGGUAAAAUAGCGUACAUAUGAACUUUUAGUUAUGUGAGACCUAUUUCCGAUAUAUUGCCAAAAAGGCAACUCAUACUCAAAGCAGUACUUCAAGCCUAAGUAGUACUAAAAGUUUUUGGGAAACGCAGCCCAGAUCAUUGAUAGCUGUGGCCCUGGGUGCUCACCGAAUCAUGCCUGCAUUUUGAACGCCAGAACUGUGACAUGACUGUGGUCAGUCCUGCUAAUGUUCUAGUUCCAGUUCCAUGUUCUUGAAUCUGUAUUCUUACUGGAGGAAAGGUGCCACAUCAAUCUGGAGUGGUCAGACGGAUGGUUUUUUUUUAAUUUUUUUAAAAAUAUUUUUUCUUAUCUUUUUGGAGCCAGCAGCAUACAUCACUCUUUCUUUUUAUGUUUUUUUUUCUUUUUCUUAUUUAUAAUUUUAAAGAAAUCCAGAGUCUCUUUUUUUGUAAUGUCCUUAUGGGUUUUUAUGUCCUUUUGUUUUUUUAAUUGCUGUCAAAAGCUCAGAUAUAGAUAAUCCACAUAACAUUAUUUAUAAGGAGUUCUUUUCCCUUCUGUGGUGUAAACAUGUGCCUUACACCAAUUCUACCCUUUGCUCCCAAAUCCAUGCUCUUUGGGAAAGAAGGGUUUGGACUGUUGCUGAACGACUGAAGGAAAGCGAAAAGGAGAGUAAUAUGAUUUGGUAGUUAUUGGAUGAAGCAUGGUUUCUGUCUUGGAUCAGGGCUGAAUGCCUGUGCAUUUUGUGACCAUUUUUUGUUUUGUUUAAACAAGCAGUGCAACUCCUCUGCAGGCCUGACCAUGAACUGCUGUACGGGAGGGAAGGUCUGCAUAUGUGUUUUACCCUUCGUGUAGGGUCAUCAUCUAAAAGAAACAAAUUAGAGGCUAUAUAAUUCUUACGUAAUUUAGGGCCGAUGAGGGAUAACUUGGUUUGUAUUUUGGUUUUCAUAGGUUAAAUCAAUAAAUAAAUGCACUGUAUUCAUCUGUAACCCCAUGCCUGGUGUCUCCUCUGAUUCGCUGAAUAUGAACACCCUUAUUUUGUCUUA